AUGGCCUCCUUCUUUACCUCUCUGUUUCAGUGGUUCAGCGGGCAAGUCGGGCUAUUCUUCUCCAAGCAGGCUGAGAUAUCAGUCGUCGGGCUGCAGGCGUCCGGAAAGACUUCCUUCGUGAACGUCAUAGGUUCCGGCCAGUGGAGCGAAGAAGUCGUUCCGACUGUUGCCUUUAAUUUCCGGAAGGUCCGUCGAGGCAACAUUACUCUCAAGAUAUGGGAUGUUGCAGGCCAGCCAAGAUACAGGUCAAUAUGGGAGCGCUAUUGUAACGGCGUUGAUGCUAUCAUUUUCGUGGUUGACUCUUCCGACAAGGAGAAGUUCGACACUGCUCGAUUCGAGCUGCACCAGCUGCUGUCCCAACCCAGCCUCAACGGUGUUCCGUUACUAGUCCUCGGGAACAAGAACGACAUCGAGGGUCACGCUCCUGUGAACGAGCUGAUCAAGGCGCUGCAACUAGACAAGAUUCAAAACAGACCUGUAUCUUGCUAUUCGUGCUCGAUGAAAAGCCAGCACAACCUAGAUAUUGUUCUACAAUGGCUAGCGGGGCGCAGCCAUUGA
Messenger RNA from Fomitopsis serialis, 558 nucleotides. Its product is annotated as P-loop containing nucleoside triphosphate hydrolase protein. NCBI's taxonomy places the organism in Eukaryota, Fungi, Basidiomycota, Agaricomycetes, Polyporales, Fomitopsidaceae. Gene Ontology annotation, cellular component: lysosomal membrane. The record is from RefSeq and is a predicted model, not a curated record. The transcript has 12 exons. Gene Ontology annotation, molecular function: GTPase activity; GTP binding. Gene Ontology annotation, biological process: protein transport. Bases 1 to 558 code for a protein of 185 amino acids.